Tachyglossus aculeatus (Australian echidna) is the source of this 2703-nucleotide messenger RNA. It is a transcript of the gene SLC35A3, whose product is annotated as solute carrier family 35 member A3. The record is from RefSeq and is a predicted model, not a curated record. The coding region runs from base 273 to 1253 and encodes 326 amino acids. Gene Ontology annotation, molecular function: UDP-galactose transmembrane transporter activity. The transcript has 8 exons. Gene Ontology annotation, cellular component: Golgi membrane. NCBI's taxonomy places the organism in Eukaryota, Metazoa, Chordata, Mammalia, Monotremata, Tachyglossidae. Gene Ontology annotation, biological process: pyrimidine nucleotide-sugar transmembrane transport.
CCACCACCACCACCACCUCCUCCACGGCCUCCUGGUUGGCAUCCUGCCGUGCCAGCCUCCGGCCAGGGGCAGCGGGCCCAGCCGCCGGGAGGAAGGGGCCAGUGACCGCCCUCCCGCCCAGAGCCUGCUGAGCAGGCCGGGCCAGGACCGGACCGGGCCGGGCCGGGCCGCAGGGCCAGCACGGCAGCGGGAGCCGGACAGGGACACGGGAAGGAAGCAAGGAAGGAAGGGAAAACCGGAGCUGGGAAGCCCAGGAAAGUGAAAGAAAAGCAAUGUCUUCCCACCUGAAGUAUCUUUCCUUGGGAAUCCUGGUCUUCCAGACCACCAGUUUGGUUCUAACUAUGCGCUACUCCCGGACGUUAAAAGAGGAUGGCCCUCGCUAUUUAUCUUCGACUGCGGUAGUGGUUGCGGAGCUCUUGAAGAUCAUGGCUUGCAUUCUGUUAGUCUACAGAGACAGCAAGUGCAGUCUGCGAACAUUGAAUAGAGUACUGCAUGAUGAAAUUCUUAAUAAACCUAUGGAAACUCUGAAACUUGCUAUUCCAUCAGGGAUUUAUACUCUUCAAAAUAACUUACUCUAUGUAGCAUUGUCAAACCUAGAUGCAGCUACUUAUCAGGUGACAUAUCAGUUGAAAAUUCUUACCACGGCAUUAUUUUCCGUGUCCAUGCUUAGUAAAAAAUUAGGUGUCUACCAGUGGCUUUCUCUAGUGAUUUUGAUGACAGGAGUCGCUUUUGUUCAGUGGCCUUCAGAUUCUCAAGAGCCCGUGUCUAAGGAGCUCUCAGCAGGCUCUCAGUUUGUAGGCCUCAUGGCAGUUCUCACAGCUUGUUUCUCAAGUGGAUUUGCUGGGGUUUAUUUUGAGAAAAUCUUAAAAGAAACCAAACAGUCAGUGUGGAUCAGAAACAUUCAGCUCGGUUUCUUUGGAAGCAUAUUUGGAUUGAUGGGGGUUUAUAUUUAUGAUGGCGAGCUUGUGUCAAAGAAUGGAUUUUUUCAGGGGUAUAACAGACUGACAUGGAUAGUUGUUGUUCUACAGGCACUCGGAGGCCUUGUGAUAGCUGCUGUUAUCAAGUAUGCAGACAAUAUUUUAAAAGGAUUUGCAACCUCUUUGUCCAUAAUAUUGUCGACACUGAUCUCCUAUUUCUGGCUGCAGGAUUUUGUGCCAACAAGUGUCUUUUUCUUUGGAGCUAUUCUUGUAAUAGCAGCUACAUUUCUUUACGGUUACGUUCCCAAACCUUCAGGAAACCCUACCAAAGCAUAGUUAGCUAUCAACGUACUUUUCAAGACUGCAGUAGGAGCCUCAGCCUCCUGUACACAAAGGACUUCAACAGGGAUUCUAAGGAAAAUCUUGUUGGACUGAGCGGGAUCAAGAGAGUUAAAUGAUUGGAACGGAUAGUCGGAAAAGCGGUCAGUCCAGAAAUCAAUCAGUGGAAAUGAUCAAUCAGUGGAGUCAAUCAGUGGAAAGGAGGUGCGUAAGUCUUUGACGAAAUAAAUGCAAAUGGAAAAAUUCUGGCACAUUUAAAAAUUAAAAAAAAAAAACCACAAAACUUGAAAGGAACAAAGCGUUUCUAGUAACUAAGAUUAAGAAUGUUUACAACUUGUUCUCUGAGGUGAGCUACAGAUAUUUUACUAUUUUGCUGCAAAAUAUGUCCUAUGCACUCUUUGCAAGAGCACAUGACAUUUGUCAGGUAUCAGUUUUUGCAAAUCAAAAAUAGUUAAUCUUAGUAAAUGUUUUUAAACUUAGUGUAUAGAUCUAUCAAAUCACACAAUAUAAUUCAUAGUUCAAAAAUUAUGUUCAUAAAUUGUUUCUUAUUGAAGCUGUGAAAACUGAAGUAUGGUUUGAAAGACAUUUUCACACGGCUAGGAUUUUUAUAUUUAUAGAAAGACCAGAAACAUGAAUUUUGUUUGCUAAAUUACAUAAAAUUGAUAAAGUAAUGUUCUGAGUCUCCCAUUUCAGAAGAUAACUCAUGUUUAAGACUGAAUACAUAGAUUUAUAUUUCACCUAAAUAUAUGGGGGGUUUGCAUUAAAGAUAAAUUAUUGACUUGGAUUUCCUUCUGCUUCUGAAUGUUAGAGCCUUAAUAUUACUUUGAAGAUUUGUAUGUGGUUUAACCUGUUUUAGAGUUUUUAAUUGUAAUUUAAAAGAAAGAAUGUACUUAAAUAUAAAAUAAUUUAAAAUAUAUCACAUUUUUGUCUGCAGCAGCUUCUUUUGAAGCCAUUAUGGAUUAUUAUGUAUAUAAUGUACCUGAUUACAGAGUUUUUAAUUGGGUGUUUUAUAAUCUAUUUAAAGAGUCUUCAUGAAGAAUUUUUAGUUUGAGUGUCGGUGAGGUGAGACCAAAAUGAUUUUUUUGAGCCAUUCCAGAGCUAUGAAAUUAUAUCCACCAAAUAGUAUAUUGUUUCAAUUAAUGUGCAGAACUUUUUAAAAGCAAUUCCGGGGAUAAUUGAAGGGAAUGUAUUUUACACUCAAAUGUUGUCAAACAAUAAAAUCCCUGUUCCCCCUUUUCUCCAAAAGCUAAAACUGAGUUUGGGCAAAAAUUCCUUGCUGACAUCCUGUUCUGGAGUAAUUGAAUUAUGAGCACAAGUAAUAUGAGUGUUUAGUGUCAUUCACGUAAUCUCUUCUAAAUCAGUAUCUGAAGUGUUAUAAAGGUGGUAAGAAGGUCUUUUUUUAAAUAUUGUGACUCUGAGUCAAGCAUUUGAGGGCAUCAUCAUUUAA